UUGAAAAGACACCGCAUGGACGAAGAAGGCGAUGGAGGGGAUUCCACUGCGCUGUGGGUAGCUCGCAUCAUGUGCAUUGUCGCGCUGGUGGCUCUUUCUGCACUCUUCUCUGGCCUAACGCUGGGACUCAUGUCGCUGGACAAAGUCGGGUUGGAGGUGGUCAUUGGCGCUGGUGAAGAUGAACAUGCGACGGAGAAAGAGAAAGCCCAAGCGGACGCCGCCAAGCGCAUUGCGCCCAUUCGAAGAGACGGCAAUCUCUUGCUUACAACCCUGCUUCUCGGCAACGUAGCUGUGAACUCGCUCUUAUCGAUCCUCAUGGCAGAUAUCACGAGCGGCUUCUUGGGGUUCAUUGUAUCCACAAUUGUGAUUGUGCUAUUUGGAGAGAUCUUUCCACAAGCUGCAUGCUCCCGUCAUGCUCUUGCGAUUGGAGCCAAGUCGAUUCCCGUCGUCAAAGUCAUCAUUACCAUGUUUUACGCCUUUGCCAAGCCUGUGAGCAUGGUGCUGGACCGUCUCCUCGGCCAAGACGUUGGCACGAUCUUUACGAAGAAGGAGCUGUGGAAGAUGCUCGACAUCCACGUCAAACAAGAAAUGAUCGACGAUGAAGAAAGCUGGAUCAUGUACGGGGCUCUACACUACAAGAGCCAGCAAGUGUCGGCGGUCAUGACGCCGAUCGACAAAGUGUUUAUGCUUGUGUCGACCGCCAAGUUGAACGCCGACACGAUGCGGGAGAUCUACCAAAGCGGGUUCAGCCGCAUUCCCGUCUGGCGCAAGACUCGCAACGACAUCAUCGGGUUGCUCUUCACCAAAGAUCUCGUCUUUAUCGAUCCCGAGGAUGCCAUUCCCAUCGACGAGUUCAUCCAAAUUUUCGGACGUGGCGUACAUCGCGUGUGGCCCGAUACAAAUCUGGGCGACCUCCUCAAAGCGUUCAAGAUGGGGCGAUCCCGCCUCGCUCUCGUCCACGAAGUCAACAAUCGCGGCAUCGGCGACCCGUACCUGGAAGCCGUAGGCAUUGUGACCCUCGAGGACGUUGUAGAAGAAAUAUUGCAAGACACGUUUCGCAACGAGCCCAACAUUGACAUGCGACGGCAUCGCAAGGAAUGCCGCCAAGUCGACUUUGGCAAGAUGCGGCUCCUCGGCGUUGACGUCGAUGUUGAUCGAGACAUGUUUUUGACUCCGGACGAGGCCGAGGACCUGGCGUCCCAUUUGAUCAAGCAUCAGCCUGUCUUUCAACUGGAAAAGCCCAAUCGUGGCGGACCGUUGACGACGGCGGACGUGCAAGCGAUGUUGGUGAAAUGCCCCCUUGUCGAGUACGGCAAGUGCACCAUCCAUGGACCUGACAUCUUGUCCAAAGCCCACGUGGUCAACCACUGCGUGGUCAUCAUGGAAGGCACGGUGAAGGUAUCGACACAUCACGGACUGUUCAAAGAGAUUGGGCUGUGGUCCGUGCUCGCCCCCGAGUGUUUGGUAUCGCCCGAGAACGCCUACCUUCCAGACUACACCGCCACCGUGAGCGCCCAACACCCCAAGAUUCUGUGUUUACACAUCCCACGAGUUGAAUUUCAGCACAUGCUCUACCCCAUCAACCUUGGCGUGCGAAACAUGAACAGCAACGUGCGAUUCCGCGAGCCAACGCCGCAGUCCAAACGAUUUCGGUUGCCGUCCUUGCAAAUCCACCCGAUGCCCACGUCGUCACCGUACGGCGCCAUGCACGACGAUCCGUUCGAAGCGAAGCAAAGUCUGCUCGACGGACAAGACAGGUCGGGUAUGUAGGAAAGACACCAAAAUGCUAAUUUUCUGGUCCAUCAUCGCACUGUUGGCCCUUCUUCAGGCGAUCGCUUCUCCUGGUGCUUGCAAAAUGCGAGGCUGGACUCGCUUAUGGAAGGUUGAAUCGCUAUGCCCACCAUGCAAUCCCGUUUCGUACCUCGACCACGCCACGAGUGGAGCAUUGAGGUGUACCUAACAAACCUGUCAUCACCACAGCUUCUUGCGACCGUUGUGGACACAAAAACCGCGAUGGAUGGCCUCGAACGCGAGCUGACGGGCUUCAUUGUCGGUGGCCAGCGAUGACAGCAACUGCAACGCAAUCAUUUGAUGCGCGUUCAGAUGCUGUUGGCCGUCUUCGGCGUCCAGAUAGUUGAUCUUAAUGCCGUGGAUUAUCCUGACGGUAUGGAAGCCUGUCUUGGCCCGCGCUGCGCUCCAUGGCCACGCAAGCUCGAUCACCGCGCGUUGUUGUGUCUGCC
Molecule: messenger RNA, 2240 nt
Organism: Aphanomyces invadans
Lineage: Eukaryota; Oomycota; Saprolegniomycetes; Saprolegniales; Verrucalvaceae
Exons: 7
Coding region: 16-1770 (584 amino acids)
Biological process (GO): magnesium ion homeostasis
Source: RefSeq, a predicted model, not a curated record